Mya arenaria is the source of this 2072-nucleotide messenger RNA. Its product is annotated as LRP chaperone MESD-like. The coding region runs from base 7 to 768 and encodes 253 amino acids. The record is from RefSeq and is a predicted model, not a curated record. NCBI's taxonomy places the organism in Eukaryota, Metazoa, Mollusca, Bivalvia, Myida, Myidae. Gene Ontology annotation, biological process: protein folding. The transcript is spliced from 5 exons.
CCGGAAAUGGCGUGUCCUACUUUCACUUUGACACUGUUGUGUGUUUUAAUUUGUGUAUUCCAAAUAAAUGAUGCGAAAAAGGACAGUCCUAAAAAGGAUGAAAUUAAAAAGAAGAAAGAUAUUCGAGAUUUCACUGACGCUGACAUGGAGAGACUGUAUGACGAGUGGGAGGAUUCUGAUGAAGAUGAAUUACCAGAAGAUGAAUUACCAGAGUGGAAACGCGAGCCCCCUAAAAUAGACAUGUCAAAUCUUGACACUAAAGAUCCUGAAAACAUACUGAAAAAUACGAAAAAAGGCAGAACACUCAUGAUGUUUGCAACAGUUUCAGGCAAUCCAACGCAACAGGAGACUGAAAAGAUCACACAGAUAUGGCAAGGCAGUUUAUUUAAUGCCAACAUUGAAACUCAGAGAUAUGUGGUCAGCGAAAAUAGAGUGAUAUUCAUGCUCAAUAAUGGAGCAAUGGCAUGGGAAAUAAAAGAUUUCCUUGUUAACCAGGAUCGAUGCGAGGAGGUGACGAUUGAAGGGAAAUCUUACCCCGGGAAGGCAUACAGUGGUGAUCCUGCAGCUACAGCAGAAGAUGAGCAUAAAAAGGACAGCAAGAAAAAUAAAAAGGGGAAAGAUAAAAAAUCAAAGGAAAGUGAAAAUGACAAGAAAGAAAACCAGAAAAAUAAAGCAAAGAAAGAAAAAUCAAAAGACAAGAAAGAAAAGGAAAUAACUGAUAAUAGAACUACUAAAGAUAAGAAAAAGAAGGAGAAAACAGAAUUGUAAUAUUUAUAAAUCUCAGCAUUUCAUAUAUGAAACAUGAUGAUAUACUCUGCUGGUUGUAUUAUAUAAUAUCAGGAAACUCAUCAAGAUACUGUCAUAGCAUUGCUUUUGUAUCUAUCUAUAUCUUAAAUAUAGAUAUUUAUGAAAGUUAAAUCUUGGCACUAUUUCUGAUAUCCUCAUGGAACUUUGUGUACAUCUCACCAGUGGCAAUACGCACAUGUGUAGCCGGGCUAUUAUGAUAAAAAUGACUGUCUUCAUGUGCUUUUUCACUGUGCCUUUGGAUAUAGAUUAUCUGCCAUCUGCAUAUUACAUUAUCAAUAUGACAUCAACAUAUUUUAUGAGUGGAUCUACAAUUUGAAGGAUUAGAGAUGGCCUUGGUGGGCCAAUCAUAUGCACCUGUCUUCCAAAAUAUGUAAAACAUAUUUAAAUGCAGCAUGUGGGUGGUUCUGUGGAGGGUUGGGGUUUGAGAGACCUCCCCAAAUAUCACUUUGGUUAAUUACAGUCAGUAAUGAUGCAUUGUGGUGUAAUUUUAGAUUGUUGCAGCCAUUUAUUGUAUCAAGCUCAUUUGAACUGUUCUAGUAUUGCGGCACACCCUCUACCCUAUGGACCCACAAGUUGGCAUCACCAUCACAGUGCAUUUGUAUUUUACGUAAUUGUUACACUUAGAUUGAAUUUAUGUGUCAUUGAUUAAUAUGAAUAUAUGCUCCAUGUCUUGUAUAUCUUAAUCAUUGAUUUUGCAUUUGUAUAUAUAUAUAAAUAAUAUCAUUAAUAUUUGUCAUGCAUGAGUAGAUCUGCAAUAUGUGUAUAUGCUAAAGGCAAUUCCAUUUUAACAUAGAACCCAACCCGUGCAUGGAGAAUAAAAACAUUCCUAAGAGCUAACGUACACACACUAGGACCUAAAGUCAUCACUUUCUGCUAUACGUAUUACAAUGUUUGUAUGCGUUAUGACUAUAUGGUACCUGACUUGUCUUUUGAUUAUCCUUUCCCACACUUUUUGAAAUCAUAACAUAAUGUAUACGCCAACGAGUUAAUAGGUAAAGUGCCAUAUAUACAGCGGGUGACCUGAUGACCAUUGGACUCAUGGAUCUUCAAGUUGUCAUGAGUAAGCUCUUCAUCUCAUCAGUGUAUCUUAAAGUCUUCAUGUCUUUUUCCUUUAAGCAAAUCCUUAUAUUUUGGCUUCCAAUGUCCAAUUUUAAAGUGCCAUCCUGGGUUUGGUUGUUGAAUUGGAAUGGCUCUGAACUUUUUAAUGAUAAUGUAUAAAUCUAUGUAUGUAUGUAUUUAUCAAUAAACGAUUUCGCUAACAGUAA